This is a messenger RNA of Penicillium olsonii, 831 nucleotides long. Lineage: Eukaryota; Fungi; Ascomycota; Eurotiomycetes; Eurotiales; Aspergillaceae. The record is from the annotation of a GenBank genome assembly.
AUGGUUUAUGAGCUCUUGGGGUCCAACGUUCAAGAUACGAUUGAUGCACAUUUCCCCGGAAGACUGCCUGGGAAGCUGGCUAAAACCAUUGCAAAACAGAGUCUCCUUGGACUUGAUUCCUUACACCAACACGGCAUUGGCCAUGGAGAUCUCCAUACUCGCAAUUUAGCCUUCACUCAACCCAAUGCGGAUAACCUCGCUGAGGACAAAUUCCUCGAAAUGCUAGGGACCCCUGAUAUUGGCUUGAUCCAGAGAGCUGAUGAAAGGAGCCUGGAUCUCGAGCCCGGUAUGCCCAAGUAUCUCGUGAUGCCUGCCUCAAAUCAACUGCGUUCUUGGAACUCGUCCCAGUCUAUCAAGAUAAUCGAUUUUGGCGAAUCAUUCCUUACCACUGAGUCUCCUCGAACAUUGCAUACCCCUUUCCCUGUGCGCGCACCUGAGGUCAUUUUCCAAGAUCGGAUCGACUACCGUGUGGACUUGUGGGGCAUGGGGUGUAUGCUGUUUGAGCUCUUUACUGGCCAGCCGCCAUUUGAUUCAUUUCUGACUACGCCCAAGAUCCUGGUUGGACAGAUGCGAGAUAUGGCAAGUGAUGACUUGCCUAGGAGAUGGCACGAGAUAUGGAAUGGCAUGGAUGGAGACGAGGACAUUGUUGAGCCGGGUCCCAAUCUACAGGAAUGGCUGGAAGAGGUGUAUUUCGGUGACACAAAAGAACAUGACCUCACUGCAGAGGAUAUUGCAAGGCUGGGGCAGAUUAUUGCAAGGCUGCUGCGGUUUGAGCCGAACGCGAGAGUGUCGGCAAGAGAAGUCCUGGAUGACGCUUGGUUUCACGAGUAA